AUGGUCGGAGUGCCUCGUAGCAGUGGCUGCCGCCGCUGCGUAAAGCGCAGGGUCAAGUGUGAUGAAAGAAUACCUGGAUGUGCCAAGUGUGAGACAUAUGGCCAACCUUGCCCUGGAUACGAUAAAGGGUUUAAGUUCAUCGCAGGAAAGCCCUAUCGAAGUAAGCGGAAACAGCCGGCCCUGCGUGAGGAGGCUACUUCUGGGCGGCAACAGUCCAGCUCCGCAUCCUCCAAUACAUCUUCAUCAUCACCCAACCUCGGAAGUGAUUCCUCAGGUUCUGGACUCAUCCUCUUUUCAAAUGAGGAGCCUUCGGAUUUGGUCUCUGCAGAUCUGAACAUAUUGCAGAGUAUCAAUACUCUCAUUGACGAUUUCGCCCUGCCGGCCCCGGCUACUCAGAGCAAUCGUGUUUCCCAUUGGUUUAGUCUCCUGCCAUCCGUCUAUGGAUAUAAUCAGACAUUGGACGCUACUAUCAAAUCCUUUGUUGCACACCAUUUUGGAAAAUCCCUCCAGAAUAAAGAAAUGAUUGUCUAUGCUCGCUAUUCCUACGGGGAGGCAUUGUCUCGAUUACGCAAAGCUCUGACGAAUCCUUCCGAAUGUCUUUCAACCCACAUAUUUUGUGCGGUAGUACUGCUUUGCACCUAUGAGCUUUUCACCGACACUGAGAACCCAAAGUCUUGGAUGCAACAUGCGAAAGGGCUCGGCCAACUGAUCAAGGCUAGAGGUCCCGAUCGUUAUCGAAACGAUAUUGAUAUCACUUUACUAAAGAAUUCCCGAGGGCUAGUCGUCAUGCACUCAAUGUUCUCCGGGGAAGAUUGCUUCUUAGCCUCGGAAGAAUGGCAUCAGAUGAUGCGACAGCAAUAUACACCAGGAAUACCAACACAUCUACACGACAUCAUUGAGGAAUUUUUUGCUUUCUUCACAUAUACCCCCAGCAUUGUCCAUAGGCUCUAUCAUCUGAAAGAGAUGGACGUGUCAACCCCACAAGCCCUACAGGUCAUUUCAGCUGCCCUAGAAGAAACCCUGACACUACAAAGCAGAACCGAUGCCUGGUACGAGCAGUACACUAAAAUCGCUCCCCCUCCCACCGAGGCUCUAUCUGGGAGAAAUGAUCCCUUGUUCCCCGUCAUCUUAACUUACUCCGACAUGAUCUAUGCUACUAUAUACUGCGGGUAUUACUCUUGCAUGGUGAUCGUCCACGAGACUCUGAGAACCUUCUCCUAUCCAGGUCCCCACGAAGCCAUGAAUGGGGUUUUCACUACGGGUGGCGAUUGA
Messenger RNA from Penicillium cosmopolitanum, 1272 nucleotides. RefSeq names its product Zn(II)2Cys6 transcription factor. The record is from RefSeq and is a predicted model, not a curated record. Gene Ontology annotation, biological process: regulation of DNA-templated transcription. Lineage: Eukaryota; Fungi; Ascomycota; Eurotiomycetes; Eurotiales; Aspergillaceae. The transcript has 5 exons. Gene Ontology annotation, molecular function: DNA-binding transcription factor activity, RNA polymerase II-specific; zinc ion binding. Bases 1 to 1272 code for a protein of 423 amino acids.